AUGAUGAAUAGCCACGCUAUGGUUCUGGAGAAACCGAAUGAUACUGCAAAUGUUGACAAAGAUGAGCUAUACAAGUAUGUUCUCAAAGUCAUUCUCCUUGAGUACUGCAAUGAAACUCGUUUCAGAACACCAAUUAUAACACCAAAUAAACCAUCUCAACCGACAUCGUCACGACUGAGCGUGUUGUUAGACUCAGUACUACCGAGUUACGCUAUGAAGCUGCUAAUGGCUCGACUACAAGAUGUCAUGACAAAGAAGACGUCAUUGACUGACGAAAAAACAAGGCGAUCAUUGCUUAGAUUAUAUGGAGAUUUACUAGAUACGCAAAGGGGUACAGAUUUGCGUAAUGUUGACUUUUUGAUUCCAAAGUUUGCAGCAUACGCCAACCAGGAGUUGCGAAAGGUUGGGGUUGUAGAUGAAAAUGAGAUCAAGGUAGAAGUGUUUCGACAAAGCUCUGAGUUUAUCGAUAUUUUGAUCAAUAUAUUGAAAAGCAAAAAAGAUUCAGAUCAGGCUCUCAUCUCACGACUUCGUGAGAGAAAGAAAGAGCUUAAAGGAAGCCUGGUCUCAAAGAAUAGCGCGAAAGAGGAGUUUAAAUACCCCACAAAAUCUUAUAGAGUUGAUGAUAUGAAUGAGAAGUUUUUGCAAGUGUUUCGAGAGGUGUUUCAAGUGAACAAUACAAAAAUUCAAACGGAUGUGUUCAAAUACAAGGACUCAGCGUCGGCAAAGCAAUUGCAUGAAGACUUAAAGAAUAUUUUAUCGAUCGAACAGAUUGGUAGUGAAUAUGCAAAUGAAUAUGCCGCACAAUCCUGGAGAAAGAGACAAAACGACAUUGCGUCUCACUUACAAACUAGGUACAAGAUUGUAAGUGACUCCAAUCAGCUGUCAACUGCCCCUGUUCCUCAAAAUGAACAGUUCCAUAUACUUCCUCCAACUCACAUAGCGAGGGGUCUCUAUUCACUCUUACUAUCAUUAGUAAUUAAACAAAUGCCCCACGAGCACCCUUCAGAUUCAGGAUUUCACUUGUCGCAUAACGUGGUUGACUUUUUGAAUAUCAUUGCUCGUGUUUGGUUUAUUGAUUAUCCGACUCGUGCUGUUGCGCUUUAUUCAGCAGGCAAUGAGUUUAACAAAUUUUCGGAGGACCUUUUAGAAAAUGGCGAAAAAGUGUCAACAAGGGGCGCCUCAUUGAGUGCUUGUCAAGAUCUUUUCGCUACUCUUAAAAAGGUAGUUGCGGAUGGUGGCUUGAAUUGGCAAGAGAAAGAUUACUGGAGUUUAACAGAUCAGGAACUAUGGGUCGAAAAUUUGACAGUUACAUACAAUGACAUUUUUUGUUCCUUGAGGUACUGUUUCACCAAACUUUUCAAUGUAAACGAUAAGCCGAAAUUUGGGCCAUAUCUCGAAUUCCUUGCAGCUAAUAUAGAAACUGACUCCUGGUUUUAUCGUAUCGAAAAGUCAGGGUUGCCCCAAAAAUGGGAAAAAAGAUUGACCAAAGCCCUUUUGAGAAUAGCUGGAAGAAGAUACGAGGAAUACUUGGAAAAUUUACCGCGUGACGAGACAUUGAACGUGCUACAUUUACUAGAUAUUUGUGAUAAGCUUGUUGGCGAUAUUAAAAAUCUUCAGAAGAAGUACAAGAAUCCAUUUUUGGGGUUCCUACAUGUUGCAAAGACAGUUGCAUCAAUUACAACGGGAAUGUUUGCUAGCGACGCCAAAAUGAUUUUGAACCACAUUCAGAGUUCAUGCAAAAGGAGGAAUGAGACUAUACCAGUGAGCGAUGCUUUGGAAGUAUACCAACUGCUAAGGGAAGUGAGGGAUAUAUACUACCAGGUCACCCCUCGAGAUCCCAAGUUUCAAUUCGAUUUGGAGGCAUUCUUUUUCCCGUUUUUGAACGCUUGGGCGGAUGAAUCAGAGGAGAAACUCAAGGACAUUGUCAAUGAGGCUUUGAAAAAAGACGAUUACGAGCCAAUCAGUUUCGAGGAAAGCAGUAAACGCAAUAGCCGAGCUGUAUUGGAUAUAUUCGCAAUUAUUCGACAAUACUUGACUAUUUUGAAUAAACAAGGCUGGCAAGAUGAGCGCCAGGCCCUGCAAAUAUAUACCAAAUUAUUACGGAGUAUUUCCAAUUGUGCUUUGUUUUAUUCCGAACAAAUCACAACCAAAAUCAACCGCGAACUAACAACGGCCAAAGACGAAACCGAAGAAUUGCCCGAGGCAAGAAAGAACUGGCUUAAUGAAGUCAAAAACGUGGUCAGCAGUAUACAAAAUUUUAACAGAGCAGAACCUGCGGUGGUAUAUAAUUUUGAAGCCGAAACGUGCAUAGCUCUCAACAACAUUGCUGCGAUGAUUGAUAGCUUAGCAAGGCUCGAAGAGUGGUUGGACCCUGAGUCCAUAUCCAAGUCAUUAUCAACAUAUGAACCCAAUGCACAAAAACAAUUCCUAAGCCAUGUGUUUACAGUAAGAGUGAUCAAAGCAGAAAAUAUCAUAUUGUCAAAAGAUUCCGCGUUUGGACGGACAAACCCUUAUGUUCAACUUGUUGAUCUUAGUAGCAAGAAGUCUAUAGGCAAAACCAGAAUCUUAAGACACACAUCGGAUCCAGAGUGGGAUGAAGAGUUUGAAAUAACGAUACCAGCAAAUACUUCAUUAGAGUUGUCUGCUGUUGUUUGGAGUGAAAGUAUGGGACAGCAUCAAAUAUGCGGUAAAGCUUUUUACGAACUUAACCCUAAAAAAUUUAAGCAUAACGGCUUCCCAGAGGAGCUAACAUUGGAUCUUGAUAUCCUGGGUAAGUUAGUUAUAGAGGUUGCCGUUGAAAGUGAGACUUUGGAUGCAAUGUUUGUUAUGGGCAGAGCCUAUAGGGCAUUAAAAAGAUCCCAAGAGAAAUCCAUCAAAUCAAUGGUUGAAAAAUUUCUGGAGUUUAUUGAGGAGUGUUUCUCCAAGGCCAAUUUGAAAGCUGUUUGUGCCAAGGGACAACCGUCAACAGUGGAAUUUGAAGCAUCGAUAGAAAAUCUAUGUGAUUACUUGAAUUUGAACUUGAGUACUCUCAAGACGUAUUUAAGAGAUGAUCUUUUCUUGGAAGUGAUGCUAGCAACCUGGAAUGUGGUUAUCAAAUGUGCCGAUGAAUUGUUAUUACCCAAAUUAUCAAAAGCAAAAGUGGAUGCUGAUUCGAGUAGCUGGCUGGCAGUAUCGUCCAAAUUUGCGAACGUUUCGAUCUCAACGAAAGCAAUGUUUGGUUUCGAUAGCCCUUUAAGUGUAGUAGAGAUUGAAACUGUUCUACGUUGGUUAGAUUUAUUAACGGAAUUUUUCCACAAUGAAGGAAAUGGCCCACCAUUAGAAGACUUGAAAACGGAAAAGUAUCAGUCUUUGUUGUUGAUACCAGCGUAUUAUGAUCAGUCAGAGGAUGAUUUGGUUGAGGAGGUGGAGAUUCUAUCCCCUGGGUAUGUACAAAUGCUUACCAAUCGGAACCAAUUGAGCUUUGAGGGUCCUAUCACUUCAAUCAAGAGAGGUGUGACCCUUAGCAGGAGUAAAACAAUGUACGCCAGUGCUACUGCCAAAAAUAGAGCUAUUGCUGCCAAGGAGAAGAAGGUUGCCAAGACUGACCCAGAUGCUAAUAUGGUGUUGAAAGAGGAUAUUAUUCUUCGAAUUCUUUUUGCUCGUGGCCAAAAGGACUUUGUUCGCACGAGGUUGAAUCAACGCGCAAAAUUGGCAUACAGUCUUGCAACCGAAAGAAUGGCGAGAAUAGCUGCAGAAAGAAGAUUGUAUAAGUAA
Messenger RNA from Lodderomyces orthopsilosis Co 90-125, 3753 nucleotides. RefSeq lists its product as uncharacterized. The coding region runs from base 1 to 3753 and encodes 1250 amino acids. The record is from RefSeq and is a predicted model, not a curated record. NCBI's taxonomy places the organism in Eukaryota, Fungi, Ascomycota, Pichiomycetes, Serinales, Debaryomycetaceae. The transcript has a single exon.